AUGUCCGCUCUCCACGCCAUCCUCAUCAGCAGUCUGCUCGGCGCCGCAACCCUCGUCCGGGCCGACAAUCCCUUUGUGCAGACUCGCUACACCGCCGACCCCGCCACGCUCAUCUACCGAGACCGCCUGUGGGCGUUCACCAGCCACGACAAUGACGACGCCACGUGGUUCAACAUGACCGACUGGCGCCUCUACUCGACCGACGACAUGGCCAACUGGCAGGACCACGGCAGUCCCGCCGGCCUACGGACCUUUGCCUGGGCUCGACAGGACGCCUGGGCCCCUGGCGCGAUCGAGCGCGACGGGAAGUUCUUCCUCUACGUGCCCGUCACCCCGUCGUCGGGCGGCGGCAUGGCGAUCGGGGUGGCCGUGGCGGACGACAUCGCCGGGCCCUACACUGAUCCGCUCGGUGGGCCCCUCGUCCACAACGGCGAGUUCGACCCCACCGUGUUCAUCGACGACGACGAGCAGGCCUAUCUGUACUGGGGCAACCCGAAUCUAUGGUACGUCAAGCUCAACCGCGACAUGAUUUCCUUCUCGGGUGCGCCGGUGCAGGUCGAACUUACACCAGCUGGGUUCGGCGCACGACGCCCCGACGUGCCCAAGGAGGGCCGCCCGACGUCGUACGAGGAGGGACCAUGGCUGCAUAAGCACAACGGAACGUAUUAUAUGACUUACGGGGCCAACUGCUGCGACGAGGACAUCCACUACGCCACGGCGCCGUCAGCGACGGGGCCCUGGACGCACGGCGGGCUGCUUAUGGCCAGCCAGGGCGGGAGUUUCACCAACCACCCCGCCGUGGUGGACUACAAAGGGAAAGCGUACUUUUUCUACCACAACGGCGCGCUGCCCGGCGGCGGCGGGUUCCAGCGCUCGGUGGCGGUGGAGGAGCUUGCGUACGGCGCCGACGGGGGCAUUCCGCUCCUGACCAUGACCGCGGGGGGACCCGCGCAGAUCAAGGGGUUCGAUCCGUACGGCCGGGUCGAGGCGGAGACGAUGGCGUUCUCGCGCGGGGUGAGCACGGACGUCUCGUCAGAGGGGGCGGUGUUUGUCAGCAAGAUCAGCAAUGGGGACUACGUCAAGGUCGGCGGGGUGGCUUUUGGCGAGGAGGGUGCGGCGUCGUUUGCGGCGGUCGUGGCUGCGGGACGGCGCAAGUGCGAGCGCCCGGCGGAGCUGCAGAUCAGGCUGGAUGGGGAGGACGGCGAGCUGGUGGGAUCGUGCGAGGUGCCGGCCGACACUGGCGGGUGGGAGAGCUGGACGACUGUGGCCUGCGAUGUCGAGGGCGCGACGGGGACGCAUGAUGUUUUCUUUGGGUUUGUGGGGAGUGGCGAGGGCGACUUGUUCAAUUUUGACUCUUGGGAGUUUGCAUGA
Pyricularia oryzae 70-15 is the source of this 1371-nucleotide messenger RNA. RefSeq names its product endo-1,4-beta-xylanase D. Lineage: Eukaryota; Fungi; Ascomycota; Sordariomycetes; Magnaporthales; Pyriculariaceae. The transcript has a single exon. The coding region runs from base 1 to 1371 and encodes 456 amino acids. Gene Ontology annotation, biological process: carbohydrate metabolic process. The record is from RefSeq and is a predicted model, not a curated record. Gene Ontology annotation, molecular function: hydrolase activity, hydrolyzing O-glycosyl compounds; carbohydrate binding.